Messenger RNA from Entamoeba dispar SAW760, 2034 nucleotides. RefSeq names its product cullin, putative. The record is from RefSeq and is a predicted model, not a curated record. Gene Ontology annotation, molecular function: ubiquitin protein ligase binding. Gene Ontology annotation, biological process: protein ubiquitination. The transcript has a single exon. NCBI's taxonomy places the organism in Eukaryota, Evosea, Mastigamoebida, Endamoebidae. The coding region runs from base 1 to 2034 and encodes 677 amino acids. Gene Ontology annotation, cellular component: Cul3-RING ubiquitin ligase complex.
AUGGAAGUAACACAAGAUAGCAUUGCUCAAUUAUAUGAUGCAUUGGAUCCAUUUCUGAAUAUUGUGUUAAUGCAAAACAAGGAUUCAGUAACAACCCCAUGUGUAUUGGCUUCUAUGAAUGAUUUAGUUUAUUCAUUUUUUUGUGAGCAUUAUUGGGACGAUAAAGGGCUGGUGAUUAAGAUGAUUGAAAAGAUUGUUUCAAGAUUUAGUGAACAAAGAUUUGAGAGGUUUAGAUUAGUAACAACAGAAAAUAUAGUUUUAGCUUUAGAAAGUGAGUUUGUUAUUUGGAAACGAGUGAGGAAAUGUUUAACGAUUACAUUUCUAUCAAUUGAUACAUUAGUUCAUGUAAAUUAUAUUAAUACAAUUUUAAAUAAUUCGUAUCGAGAUUCUUUUGUUAAACAACUACAAUCACAAAUGAAUCUUAGUAAAAAAUUAAUGGCUGUAUUAUCUAGUUGGAGAAUGAAAGGGUUUAUUGAUCAAAAAGAAGAAUUGGGUAGGAUUUUUAAAUACCUUGAAGGUUAUGAUACUAACUUUGUUCUUUUCUUAUCUAAUGAGUUUCUCCUUCAAGCCCAGAAAGAUUAUAAAGUUAUGAGCGAGAAAUUCCCUAUUAAUAAACCAAUUCAAUUACAAGAAGUUUAUUCAAAGGAAGUUCUUCUUAUUAAUGAAACACUUCCUUUAGUAAAACGAAAUGCUAUUACUUAUUUGAAUAAAAUCCUUCUUGCAGACCGUUGUGAAGAUUUCAAAUGUAUUGGUAAUACCCUUGGAAAUACUGAAGAACUAACUGCAUUAAUUGAAUUGGCUGAAGUUAGUGGAAUCGAAGAGAAAGUAUUUAUUUUUCUAAAAGAUGGUGUCAAAGAAAAAACAAAAACUCAGCUUGAACACUAUUGGUCAGAUGAUGCUGUUCGUCUUGGGGAUGGUAUAUUAGAAUUCUCAAAGAAAAUUGAUAAAGUCUUACCGGUACUAAAAGGUCAAUGGAUAGAAUAUUUUAAGAAAGGAAUUUCAGAAGGAAUACUUUCUCUUGACCCACUUAAAAAAUCUCCAGAUUUAUUAGCUAUUCUUCUUGCAGAAUAUUGCAAUCAUAUUGUCUCAUCUUUUUGUACUAGUGAAGAAAUUGGAUUAAUUUGUGACUUUAUUUCAUUACUAAAUAAUAAAGAUAUUUUAUUAAUUCAAUAUGCAAAGUAUCUUCCAGAUAAAAUUAUGUAUGGUGAUGAAAUUAAUUUUGAAACAAAUAGCUGUUUUAUAAAACGAUUAACAAAUUUAAUUGGAAAGGCAUUAACAUAUCCUAUUCAACAAAUAUUGUCAGAACUUCAAUCCUCUCAAAUUUUUACUCAACAAAUCUCAAAAGUUUUACCUAUACAAACCAAUGUAAAUAUCCUUUCAAGUCAGAAACUUUUUAGAUCUCCUUUUGGAAUGAAGCUCCCCCCAGUGAUUGACCAGUCUUGGAAAAUUAUAAACGACCAAUACAAUUCUAUUCAUGAAAAAAGAAAAUUAGUUCUUUACGAUAAUUCUUCUAUUGUCGAGUGUGUCAUUAAUAAAUGUAAAACUCAAAUCCCAUUACCUCAUUAUUGUGUAUUAUUAUUAUGUCAAAGUGAACAACGGAGUGAGGAAAUAAUCAGUAAAGAAAAUAAAUUUGAUAUUGAGACAACUCAAUUAAUAAUAGAAGACCUUAUCAAGUCUCAAUUACUCAUUACUAAAGAGAAUAAAACAUUUCUUUUUAAUAGAGAAUUUAAUAAAGCAGGUAAUUUAAAGAUAAUGUGUAAUUUUAAAAGAAAGAGUAAAACGGAAGAAAUAAAAAAGGAAAAUGAAGAAGUAGAAGAAAGAAGGUUCCAAAUGGUUGUUUCUAUUUUAGUAAGAAUAAUGAAAAGACUAAAACGAAUAAGUUAUCAAGAUUUAUGUCGUUUAACCAUUGAUGAAUUAAAAAAGUCAUUUGUUCCAGAUCUCCGUAUAUUAAAAAGGGGGGUUGAAUAUAUGAUAGAAAAUGAAUAUGCCCAACGAGAUGAAACUGACAAAAAUACUUUAAUUUAUAUGGUUUAA